UAUAAACCCUUACGCGCUGCAUAGAGUCAACGGACAGCUCCGUGGUGGUAAACAACACAUUACUCACACAUCGAACAUUGACAAAAAAAGGCAACCCGCUAUGGAGAGAAUCUCAUGGACACUUUUUCUGCUGUCUCUUACAUAUAUGGAAGGAUCUUCGCAAGAUUUCGGACAGACCCAGUUCAUCUGCACGUCCGUGCCCAAGGAUAUGGACCUGUGCGCAGCCACUAUGCAGAACAGCGGACCAGCGGAGGAUCUGAAGACCACAGUAAUGCAGUUAAGAGAGACAGUCUUACAACAGAAGGAAACUAUCAUGAACCAGAAGGAGACGAUCAGGGAACUAACUUCGAAGUUGAGCCGCUGUGAGAGUCAGGGUGUUCUGGAGCCCGUGGCUGGAGGUCGGAAGAAAGAACCGGGCAAAAACACAAUGGGAGACGUGUCCCGCGGCCCGACAGAUACUCUAGCCCAACUGGGACAGACUUUAGCUACGCUUAAACAGAGACUGGAAAACUUAGAGCAGUACAGCAGGAACAACGGCUCUGUCCAGGCUAACAGCCUUAAAGAUCUGCUUCAGAAUAAGAUCGAUGAUAUGGAAAAGCAGGUGCUGUCCCGGGUCAAUACUCUGGAGGACAGCAAACCCGGGCAGAAGAACGACACGGAUCAGCGCAAUCGAGUGGAGUCAACCCUCACCUCCUUACACCAGAGAAUUAACGACCUGGAGAAAGGUUCAAAAGGUAGCAGGCCACUGGACAAGUUUCAGAUAACAUUCCCCUUAAGAACAAAUUACAUGUAUGCCAAAGUGAAGAAAAGUCUACCAGAAAUGUAUGCCUUCUCUUUCUGCUUGUGGAUAAAGUCCAAUGCAUCACCUGGUGUGGGAACACCCUUCUCCUAUGCUGUUCCUGGACAAGCCAAUGAGCUUGUUCUCAUAGAAUGGGGGAACAAUCCAAUGGAGAUUCUUAUAAAUGACAAGGUCGCAAAAUUACCUUUCAUCAUCAACGACGGCAAAUGGCAUCACAUCUGCAUCACAUGGACGACUCGUGAUGGAGUAUGGGAGGCAUUUCAGGAUGGUGUUCUGCGUGGAACUGGAGAGAAUCUGGCUCCCUACCAUCCAAUAAAACCUAAUGGUGUACUGGUUUUAGGUCAGGAGCAGGACACACUUGGUGGAGGUUUUGAUGCAACUCAAGCCUUUGUAGGUGAACUGGCAAAUUUCCAUAUAUGGGAUAGAAAAUUAACAGCUGGAGAAAUCUACAACCUGGCAACCUGCAACAACAGAGCACAAGCUGGCAAUGUAUUGUCAUGGUCGGAGAGUAAUAUCGAUGUGUUUGGUGGAGCCACUAAAUGGACUUUUGAGCCCUGCCGUCAGCUCAACUGAACUGCAAAGUGGGGGUCAUCGCCAAACCCAUAUCCAUGUUUCUAGAUUUUGUCUUUCUUUUCCUCAGUUUGACAUUCGUGAAAAAGAAUUCUUGACAAAACAAUUUUAAGGUACUGUAAAAGUAAACCUGGGGUUUCUAUGAAUACCUGAAUAUUUCUGUGCAAAACUAAGAUUUUUUUUUUUUUGUCUUAAUGAAAUAGUUUAAUGUUGGUUAUUUUGCAAACCUCAAAGCAACAGUGUUACGCCAGGUUACUUUUAGCAUUAGAUUAUUUUUUGCUGCUUUAUUUAUUUAUUUAUUUGCAAGUGCACACUGUUUUUGCUUAUUUUGUUGUUUAUGUACUUUUUUCGGUGGGCCAGCAGCUAGAGAACGGUCUCUUUGCAGCUUUUGGACAGUAAA
Molecule: messenger RNA, 1769 nt
Organism: Labeo rohita (rohu)
Lineage: Eukaryota; Metazoa; Chordata; Actinopteri; Cypriniformes; Cyprinidae
Product: neuronal pentraxin-1
Exons: 5
Coding region: 101-1372 (423 amino acids)
Source: RefSeq, a predicted model, not a curated record